Messenger RNA from Cuscuta epithymum, 785 nucleotides. Lineage: Eukaryota; Viridiplantae; Streptophyta; Magnoliopsida; Solanales; Convolvulaceae. The record is from the annotation of a GenBank genome assembly.
UCGCCCGCGCCAUUGAUCCGAUUGGAUGGGAAUGAUUCUACAUAUAUGGUGCAUAUAUACACGCAUAUACAUACAACAUACAUACAAAGAAGUUUAUAACAUAAUGGGAGGAAGAAGGGGAGGAGGAGGAAGGCCGUCGUGGCCGGCGCCGCUAGACAGGAAAUCGUCGAUAGAGAGUGAACCGCCCACGCUCAGUGGCGACCAAAUCCAAGUCGCUCGGGAGGCAGCACUUUGUGUGAUGAACAAUGCAAGUGUGGAAGAAGCUGCAAGAAUUUUCACCGAGAUGCGGCUGAACUCAAGGAAUAGUAUGGACAUCAUAUAUGUAAUUUCUUUGGUGCAUGUGGGCAAAUGCUUGUGUGCAGGGAUUAGAAGCAGUAGUUAGUUGUGUACAUGAUGAUGAUUAUGGCGGCAAGAAGCGAACAAGAACAUUCAUUUUCGACUAUAGAGAUGACGGUGAACAAAAAGGCCACCCCCGUGCCCACGCUCCAAUUGCAUCAGCCCAUCCCUUUAGAGACAUCGCAACUGCACCUUUCUAAUUUGGUUGUUCUUCAUAUGAAUAUGAUUAUACAUAGUAUGUACGGAGUAGAAAGUAGUAACAAAGAGGUAAGGCCCUAAUGUGCACUCUUUGUCAUUUGGACACUACCUGAAUCGAAGCUGACCAUAACUUGGAACUGAACUGGUCAGUCGAUAUCAAACCUAAAGUAGGACCAGACAAAACUAUAAAUUGUGGAGAACUGUUUUGUUAGUAAUCUAUAUGAUCACAGGUAGGAGAAUUCGCAACCGAG